Messenger RNA from Dentiscutata erythropus, 435 nucleotides. Lineage: Eukaryota; Fungi; Glomeromycota; Glomeromycetes; Diversisporales; Gigasporaceae. The record is from the annotation of a GenBank genome assembly.
AUGUCGUUUACUUUUAUAAAGAAAAUUUUAUACUUGUUUCUAUUCUUAGUAUUAGCUUUACAUUGUGUUAUAGCACAAGUAAGAAUAAAUUACCAAGGUGAACAUAGAAAUUAUGGAGAUCAGGCAAAGAUUAAAGAACACGUAAAAAAUCAUUUAAAAGAAGUUGAACAUCCUCCAGAUGAAAUAUCGGAUGAUGACGAAUUAUAUUACCUUUUCUCCAUUCAUGACACUAAUCAAGAUGGUUAUUUAGAUGGUCAUGAGCUUCGCGGUGCAUUUACCGAUGAAUUUGAUAAUGAAUCGGAUAAAGAUGCUUUAUUAAAAAUAGAUGAAAUUGUUGAAAUGAUCGAUCACGCACUACUAGAAGAUGACAUGGACAAUGAUGGAAGAAUUAGUUGGGAAGAAUAUCUCUUAUCACAAAAAUAUCAUGAAGCUUAG